AACAUCAUGAACAUUGCUAUCCUUCCAAUCCGGCUUAGCAGCCUGUCUGAAUGGCGUCCUACCAUGUUGCCCAGACGAAGUCCACACCGUGCCACAAAUCACAGCCUGAAUUGAGCCUCCUUGGGUAUCGUAUUAUGACUGCGACUUCGCGCGUGUCCGCGCAUGGAGAUGGAGGCGCUUGGAUCCUUCAGGCCGCCAGUUCAGUCUGGGCUUUUCUUUAAUUUCUGCGGCAUGGAGACCAGCAUUAUACCUUGAUGGAAUCUUCUUGUGCAUGCUGCUUACCCUGCUAGAGAACGAUAGAGGACUGAAUUGACUUGCACAGAAGCCGAGACAGAAACCACAGAAACAUGGCUCCGCGCGAGCAACUCCUCGAAACAGCCACAAAGUACCUCGACGCACACAACCAGCGCGACUUUCCAUCCAUCGCCGCUUGUUGCACUCCAACCUGUACCCAUCGGGGCGGACCAGCCUCCGUCAAGGCCCCGACUCGCAACAACGACGAGUACGUCGCCUUCAAUGUCGAGGUCUUCAAGAUGAUGCACACCUACCAUGCCGAGAUGACGGACGCCAUCGUUGACGAAGCCUCGCGCAAGGUUGCCUUGUUCUUGCACGCCAAAGCCACCGCUGACGCUGGCGAGUACGAAAACGAGUAUAUCAUCACGCUGACCAUGAGCGAGGACGGAAAGUUGGUGCAGGAUCAGUAUGACUUUAUCGACAGCCACACUAUGAUGCAGUGGAUAGCCAAGCUGGGCAACUUUGGGCCGGAGACGUGGGAGAAGAAGUGAGGGAGCUGUCUAUAGCUACCGUAUCUCCACACAAUCGCUUGGACGAAGAGGAGCGACGAGAUGGCUGCCAUAUCUGAUAUCAGUAGCCCAUAGGAUGCCGCUGUGUCCAACAGGAGACCAAAGAUCCUUGGGAAUGAAGAUUACCUUUGAGCUAAUGGCCAGAACACCCUUCUCCUCGCCAUGACUUGCUGGAUAGCCAUCUAUUGCUCUAUCAUGACUG
Molecule: messenger RNA, 1005 nt
Organism: Cladophialophora immunda
Lineage: Eukaryota; Fungi; Ascomycota; Eurotiomycetes; Chaetothyriales; Herpotrichiellaceae
Exons: 1
Coding region: 348-785 (145 amino acids)
Source: RefSeq, a predicted model, not a curated record